Molecule: messenger RNA, 1124 nt
Organism: Phalacrocorax carbo (great cormorant)
Lineage: Eukaryota; Metazoa; Chordata; Aves; Suliformes; Phalacrocoracidae
Source: RefSeq, a predicted model, not a curated record
UCCCUCAGUGUGAGUCUUGCCUCAGCCGCGGCGUGGGUCUGGGCCGCGGGCAGCGUCCGGAGCUCGCCCUGAGGCGGCGGCGGAUCUCGGGCACCGCCGCAGCGCGGGUGCUCUGUGGGUGCUGAGGCCGGGCUUUGGCGUCAGAGGGUCAGCACGGGCAGGGCAAGACUGCACUGGUGUCACCUCCCUGAGCCUGGGUGUUGCCGUGGGGCCAGGGAUGAUCUGUGAAAACCAAGCACGGCCCCAGUCAGCGUACGGAAUUAACCAUCCCAAUCUGCUGUUUGGUCAUCACGUUUUCUGUGCUCUCCCAGUGCAGUGAUAACAGCUGUGGAGUUAAAACUGUGUCUAAGCCUGGCUUGAAAGAGGCUUUGUGAACGGUUGUGACACCUCGGGCACAAGAUCCUGCUUGUUGCAAGCAAAGAGAUUCCUCCUUUCAGUGUGAUAUGGAAGAGGUGGCGAUGAUCGGAGGGCACAACAGCAAUGAGAAUGUGGAGGAGCCCCUGAGUCCCCAGGCCGGAGGGGCAUCCCCUCACCCAGAGGUGCCUGGGGACACCUGCAAAAGGACACCCUAUAGAGCUCUGGGCGAGUGGUGCAAGCUCCAUUGGCGCUGCGCCCUGGUGCUGGCGGUGCUCGUGGCCCUGGUCAUGGCUCUGUGCGUGGCUCUUGCUGCAGUGUCAGGAAAGCCUAAAGGGAAUCCACCUCUGCCGGCGGCUCUAGCGCUGGCCUGUCCUGACGGCUGGGUUGGGUACCAGAGGGUCUGCUACUAUCUCUCACCGAGGGAGGGCAGCUGGGAGCAGGGCCAGGAAACGUGCUCCUCACUCGGGGCCUCGCUGGCUGUGCUGAAGAGGCCGUGGGAACUGGAGUUUCUCCGGCGCCUCAAGGGUAAUGCUGAUUACUGGCUCGGGCUGCGGAGACGGGGCGAGCGGCUGGAGUGGGUGGAUGGCAGCAGCCUCAACGAGACGAUCCCAGUGCGGGGCCAAGGAGAGUGUGUGUAUUUGAACGACCAUGCUUUUGGGAGCACCAGCUGCUCACAGCAGCAGCGUUAUCUCUGCAGCAAGCUGCAAGCUGUGAUGUGAUGGCAGCAAUGGAGGAAGGAGCUUCCCCGUGCUGGGGACUCAUUUGGC